CGCCCAACCCUCCGACAGAGAGGGUGUACGGCCGGCUCCCCAACUACUGCCGAUGUUUCACUUGUUUUGCGAACAUAAUUGAAUUUCGAAUACCAAAUUUUAAAAACAGAAACUCACUUUUAUUUUUUUAUUUGGUGUUAAAGUUUUAAAAUGUUUUACAAAAGAGGUUUAGCAAUGAAGUUUUGGAUGCAGUUGCAGUGUUUGAGAGUGUUGCAGCACGUGAUGUGUGUGUGAGCCAUGGAUGAAUUUUGUAUUGUAUUUUGGAAGACGGCGACAUGACGGCCCAGGAGCGCAGCAAUAUUUUCUCAGAUGACGACGAGGACUUGCGGCCGCGGCAGCAGAGCCUCGGCGGGGUCCUGCGCCGAGAAGGCAACUGGAAGUGCUUCAUGCUCACCCUGAUGAUCGCCGGCUGUCUCGGCUCCGUCGCCUGGUGCAACACCGCCGAGAUCGACAGAGACCUCAUUGAUUUUAGCAAUUUUGUGUCCGUCAGGCACCCGAUAAAGCGGACAGUUAGAGAAUCACCCUGCGACGUCGGGUACGCGUACAUCCCCAUCGCAUUUGUUCUCCUCCUCUACUUGGUAUACCUGGUGGAAUGCUACCACAGCACCGCCAGGAUUCAGCUGGCGAGGAGGGUGGACGUGGCUGCUGUCAGCGCGAGGGUCCAUGCCAUGAGGAACGCUACGCCUCGAGUUUGGUGGAAGGCAAUAUGCUACCAUUACGUGAGGCGAAAGAGGCAAGUCACGCGAUAUAGGAACGGAGACGCGUAUACUACGACUCAGGUGUACUACGAAAGGGUGAACACUCACAGUGCAAGUACGUCGUUUGCCCACGCAUGCUGUGGUCAGAAAGAUGCGUCCAGGAACUUAGUACUGGACUCCAAGACACCCAUCACUAAAGUGCGAUUUAGCAAGGGUUUCGCUUUCGCUAAUAUUGAAGCUGCUAGCGAAUUCGAAGAUCAAAGAUCAAGAUUUUUCGCUGAACACGAAAGAUUUGAUGACUUCAUGGAAAUGCGUGAAGGUUUGGACCUCAUUGGAGUAAGUUCCUUCAAGGAAUACAUGGUAGCUUAUAGUCAUUUGUAUUACAGGGACGCUGACCGCUGUCCGUGGUACUCGUCACAGCUGCUAUUCUGGACACUGUCCUGUCUUCUUCUGUCGUGGCCUCUUCGCAUACUUAUAGAGUGUAAUACUGCUUAUGUACAUUAUACGAUUACUAAAAUAUUCGGCACUAACUACGAGUUGGACCCCAGUCGGCAGUUAGACAUUGAUACUCACUUAUCAGACACACUGCCGCCAGUGACUUCCAACAACUACGCGUGGGCGCUCGCUGACGAACAGAGCGCAGUCCUGUGCUCCGCUCCCCGUCCGCCUCGUACCUUGCCCCUCUCACAUGCUUCCACUGUGGACAGUCUCGAACUGUUCGCGGCCAUACGUGGCAACUGUGCCUUAGUACCCUCCUACUCAGAAGCUAUGAGAAUCGACGCUGCACUAAGAGAGGAGCCAGCAGCUGACACCAAUACAGACAAUGCGGCCGCUGGUGUCGUUAUCGACAUGGAACCCGAAGCUAGAUCAUCACCGCUUCGAACAGCAAAAGCUGCGUCUUUCGACGAGCCUCCGCGAAGGCCAAAAGUCACUAUCGCUACUACACAUUCUACUCAUAAUAUAUCUGCAACUGCCAGGUCAAACGAAGCUAAGCAACAAAACAGGCGUUCUUGGGCAGGAGUCCUUACAACUGCUCGCAGCGCUAGACAAAUUUUAGAAGAAUUCAGAUCAUCGACAUCGGCUACAAGCUACGAACAAAUGCCAGAACCUCAAGUAAGUGAGAACGGAGAAACCACGUUGUAUUUUUCUAGAGAAUUAUCACCUACUUGUUCAAGAGAUCCAUUUGGUGGCCGUGCACAAACUACACCUACUGACGAGCCCCCUUCAUAUGAAGAGGCUCUUAAAAUGCCUGCGCUUAGGAAAUUAACGAGGUCUAUUACGGGGACUAAUUUGGCCGGUCCCAGACGAGCAUUCUUGCGAGAUGUGCUCACGAAUAGGAGGUCGUGCCUGGAAGGUGUCGGCGUAUUAGCAGGAACUAAGGUAGUUAGGUUGCCGUACAGCGAAUCCGGUGACGAGACGCCUCUAUAGCGCUUCAAUACAGCUCGUGCAAUUACUGACUUUAUAUGGUGCAAUAAAAUGUUAUAGGUACUUGAAUGAGAGACUACCGUAUUGUGUGAAUUAGAUAAAGCAGUUAAUAGUGAUAGUGUUUGUAUUAACGUGUUUAUACGCUUCGGAAUUGUAGGAUAUAUGACGAAUGAGCUUGCCGCUAAUUAAAUUAUUCAUAUUGUCGUAAAAGGAAUUUAAGACGGAAUUUCAAGAUUAUGUACAAUUAACAAUUUGUUUGCGUUGGUUUUUAAAGAUGAAUUUCUGUCAGUAAAUAAUGGAGUACGUAAGCUGUAUACUAUAUUUGGUUUAGUCUUGUAGAUAGUAAUAUGUAUAUACUCAAUGUGACUGGUCCACCUGACUAUUGAAAUACCUACUGUGAACAUGCCGUCAAAUUUUCAAUCGUCGAAUAAAAUUAAUUAAAAUCUCAUGAAUUGCUAUAAAGCUUGUUGCUACAAAUACAUGUUCAUACGUCUGUUUCAUUAUUGAACUUGUAUAGGACAAUGUCAAAAACAUUUAUUAGUUUGUAAUAACUUUGAAAUAACAAUCAGCUUUGAAAUGAAGUUAUAUUAUAUUUCAUUCGCAAAUUUUCUAGAAAGGUCUCAUCAUUGAUUAACCUUUAAAAUAACUUGAUCCUAUUGAUCUAAUGUUAAUUAUUCCUCACAUGAUUUGAAGUUACUACGAAUUUUAAACAAGAAAGCAAGUAACUUAAAUGUAAAGAAUUAUUUGUAAGUAUUAUGUAUGUAGGUAUAGGGCAGUGCCUUAUAUCGUUGUUAUAGUUCGACAUGAAUAUAAUAUUUGUAAUGGAAGUUAAAUAUAUUGCAAUUAAUGUAUGUAUUGUAAAAAGUAAUUUAACGCGAGGCGUAAGCUUUACCGCACCAUUAGUUAGAAGUAAUAUAAGCAAUACCCUUUUAUUACGACUGUAUGAACUAGAUGCACAAAUACAUUAAUGCCGGACGUUUGAAAAAUCUGAUCUAAAGUAUAUCUUAUUAUCUGCAAAAUUUCGUUUCUGACCAAUGAGUAGGUACGAGUAGAGUACCCGCACACUGUGGACUUUUUAAUGAGUUUGAUCGGGCUUUUGAUAAGUACGGGAUGCGCACAUAACAACGACCCUUAUUUAGCUACGUUUUGAAAUCACAAUUUUCUUAAAAAAAGGCUUAUGUUUAACUUACCAUCAAAUAUAGUAACCAAUAGCAGACAAAAAUAGUAAAUGACCACCAAAAUGAAAUUCGCAUUUUAAUGUAAAAUUAUAACCAAAGUUUUUAAAUUGUUGUUAUCCCAAAAGUAGUAAAUGAUCACCAAAAUUAUUGAAUCGUGUCCGGGCGGGCGCAGCGCAGCGUUUGCGGUGCAUUGGCAGGGGAUUGCAAGCCGGAGACAACUGAAUAUGGCAUCAUAAUACUUUAUUUGAUAAUAAGCCUACAUUUUAGGGCAAUCGCAGUGAUUUAUUUAGGCAAAAAUAAUACAUUAAUUUGGUCGUCAAGAUUUGGUGAUCAUUUACUAAAUUUUGGUGGUCGAAUACAAUUUAAAGUGGAGUCGUGACUAAAAUAGCUGUUACUUUUGUAUUUUCAGACUUUAUUUUUAUGGUGUUAAGUAGAUAUUUUUGGUUACAAUAAUAAGGGUAUCAAAGCAUUUUAUGGUGGUCAUUAUAUUUAUCCCAAAAAAAAAAAAACAACAAACAUCGGGCCAACUACCGGGUAAUGUGCGGGUACUCUUACUCCUGUUGAAGAAAAGUAUGUAUUAAUAGAAUGCCUUCAGGCAAAUAAAUGUUUUUCAUUAAUAAAUAAUUGCUUUGAUUUGUUUCUAAAUGUCUUAACAGAAAUUCAAAAUGUUAUAAAAAAAAUCUAGAUUAAAAUGUACCAAUUUCAGUUUAACAGUUUAUGUAACAUUUAUUUAAAUAUGUUUGUCUACUGAUGAUAAAAAAAUAGUUGACCUCAUUUUUCUUGUAACUUAUUUUAAACUGAAGAUAUUCUGUAGGUACAAGUAUUUUUUUGUUGGUAUUAGAAUAAAAUAGACUAUUAAUAUUUCUUUCUGAUCUAAUUAUUUAUUUGGUCAUGUUCAAAUGUUGUAUAAAUAAUCUAAACGGUAGGCAAUCGCCAAAGUGAUAUUAAAAUAAGUAGCUUAUUAGGCUCGAUUCAAUUAAUGGCUUAUCCAUGGAACCAAUUAAGGUACUCACUAUUGAAUAAUUUAAAUAUUUUAUUCGUAUUUAUAAAAUUAUUUUAUUCGUGAUCAGAUAUUUAUGAUUAUGCAUUAUAUAGGUUAUUGAGAUAUAAGCAGUUAUAUAUCUACCGUAGAACAAAAAACUUGUCGAAAUUACACAAAUUUAUUUUUUCAAUUGUAUUGUAUACAUUAUCCGUGUAUACAUUUUCUGUUAUUUAGGAGUUUGGUAUUUCAUUUGUACAAUUAAUACUUUAAAAUGUCCUGUUAUAGUGCUAGGUACAUAUUCAGGCUUUUUAUAAACCUACUUUUGAAUACUAAAUGAAGGCUUUAUUUUUGUGUAUGUCAACGCUUAUUGCUAGAAUUUAGGCCCCAUUACAAUAUACAAAAAAUCAGUAAUUUCAAAUUUCAAUAAGCCUUCAACAAAAAUAUAAAUACUUAGGUAAUGCUGUUUUUUCGUAAUACUUGUAAAACAUUAUUUCCUUGAUUGUAUUUUAAUGACAUAUAAAUAUUCUCAUGUGUACCCGUCCAAAUAUUCUUGAAUGGAUAACUAAUUAACAUAUUGUAUACCUAAACGAUUUUUUGUUCCGACUUUAAGUUCACAUUUGAAAACGCUUGUAAAUAAAAUAGUAUUUAAGGUAAAGGAACAAAUUAUAAAUUAUAUAAAGUGCCAAUGAAGUUAGUUGUAGAAUACGGUUUGAAUAAAACAUUGGACCGAUUCGGAGUUGUGAAGUAACUUCGAGGGAUACUACGGGAGCACGCCUCGCGGUAUUGGAUUUGUUCAAGUUCCUCCGCGGGCUCUCUGCGAUCGCCAUGUUCACAACUUUCCACUAAUACCGAUAUAUAUGGAAAUUGUAUCGAACUUCUCUUUUCCAUGUUCUCGUAGUACCAACAUCCAAUUCAGUGUUACGUCGCAUAAAUAUGAUAGCUGUAUAAACUACCAAUCUAUUCUAGAUUUAAUUAAGUAAUACACCAUAGAUUAAUACCUACAAUGCUUUUACUGUUGUGUAAAACAACGUUUUAUUGUAAUAUUGGGUACUGUUUAGUUAUAACGCUAAAAAUUAAAUAUUUUUGAUUGUAAAUUAAUGGGCGAACCAAAAAGUUUAUUAUUUUCAAUAAACUGUGUUACAAAUUA
Messenger RNA from Helicoverpa armigera (cotton bollworm), 5430 nucleotides. Its product is annotated as transmembrane protein 151B. NCBI's taxonomy places the organism in Eukaryota, Metazoa, Arthropoda, Insecta, Lepidoptera, Noctuidae. The transcript is spliced from 8 exons. Bases 276 to 2126 code for a protein of 616 amino acids. The record is from RefSeq and is a predicted model, not a curated record.